Molecule: messenger RNA, 690 nt
Organism: Podarcis raffonei (Aeolian wall lizard)
Lineage: Eukaryota; Metazoa; Chordata; Lepidosauria; Squamata; Lacertidae
Product: pyrin domain-containing protein 1-like
Exons: 1
Coding region: 31-312 (93 amino acids)
Biological process (GO): regulation of inflammatory response
Cellular component (GO): cytoplasm
Source: RefSeq, a predicted model, not a curated record
CCUUGCUGCUGGGGGUGACAUUGCAGGGCAAUGGAGAAGACCAUCGCAGACUGCCUGAUGUCCACGCUGGAGAACUUGCGGGAGGACGAACUCAAGAGAUUCAAGCUCAAGCUCAACGAGUUCCCCCUCAGGGAGGGCUAUGACAACAUCCCCCUAGGGACACUGGAGAAGGCAGAUGUGGUGGACUUAAGCCACCACCUUCUGAGUUUCUACCUGGAAGAUUAUGCUGUGCAGGUGACGGCCGAGGUCCUCAGAGCCAUCAACUGCAGAAACGAGGCACAGAGGCUCCUUGCCCUCACCGGGAAGGAGUAAGGAAAAAGGAAUGCCGUCUCAUGGAACUCACCAUGAGUUAAGGGGAAAGGACUGUCAUUUUCCUCAGCCCUCUGCAAAUGGAGGGAGAUUGAUUCUGAUCCUCUUUUCAUGGGAGUCAUGAGGGUGGAAGUGGUAGUUUAAAAAGCAUGCAGAAUCUUGUUCAGUUAUGUAUCUGCAUUUGCAAAGCACAGGAAAUUUAGGUUGCUAGGCCUUUUAAAUAUCCCAGUAUUAGGCACUGACAAUGUGCUCUCCCAUCUCUACCCCUCUGGCAAUGAAUUGGACCACAUGUUGCACAAGUUUUAAAAGGUUUACUACUUCCAUAAUACAAGGUCUUAGUCACAGAUCUGAGUGCCACAGCAAAAGCAAUGCAGGUAGACA